UGGCUGCUACAGACCCGAGCUCGCGCUCCAAGGCUGCGCACUGGAGGCCACCACCAUGUCCACCGCUGGGGUCAAUACAUCUGCCUCCUUCACCACGGGCGGGCUGAACAGCCCAGUCACCAUUCCGGCGGUGAUGUUUAUCUUCGGGGUGGUGGGCAACCUGGUGGCCAUCGUGGUGCUCUGCAAGUCGCGCAAGGAGCAGAAGGAGACGACCUUCUACACGCUGGUGUGCGGGCUGGCUGUCACUGACCUCCUGGGCACCUUGCUGGUGAGCCCGGUGACAAUCGCCACCUACAUGAAGGGCCAGUGGCCCGGGGGCCAAGCGCUAUGCGACUACAGCACCUUCAUCCUGCUCUUCUUCGGCCUAUCUGGCCUUAGCAUCAUCUGUGCCAUGAGUAUAGAGCGCUACCUGGCCAUCAACCACGCCUACUUCUACAGCCACUACGUGGACAAGCGACUGGCCGGCCUCACCCUCUUCGCGGUGUAUGCCUCUAACGUGCUUUUCUGCGCGCUGCCCAACAUGGGCCUUGGUCGCUCGCGGCGGCAGUACCCGGACACCUGGUGCUUCAUCGACUGGACCACCAACGUGACAGCGUACGCCGCCUUCUCCUACAUGUACGCGGGAUUCAGCUCCUUCCUCAUCCUCGCCACUGUGCUCUGCAACGUGCUGGUGUGCGGCGCGCUGCUCCGCAUGCACCGCCAGUUCAUGCGCCGCACCUCGCUGGGCACAGAGCAGCACCACGCGGUCGCCGCCGCCGCGAUGACCUCUGCCUGCCGAGGCAACACCAGUGCCUCCCCAGCUGUGCAGCGCUUCAGCGACUUUCGCCGCCGGCGGAGCUUCCGCCGCAUCGCGGGUGCAGAGGUCCAGAUGGUCAUCUUGCUCAUCGCCACCUCCCUGGUGGUGCUCAUCUGCUCCAUCCCGCUCGUGGUACGAGUGUUCAUCAACCAGUUGUAUCAGCCAAGUGUGGUGCGAGAAGUCAGCAGAAACCCAGACUUGCAGGCCAUCCGCAUUGCUUCUGUGAACCCCAUCCUAGACCCUUGGAUAUACAUACUUCUGAGAAAAACAGUGCUCAGUAAAGCAAUAGAGAAGAUCAAAUGCCUCUUCUGCCGCAUUGGCGGGUCCCGCAGAGACCGCUCAGGACAACACUGCUCUGAGAGCCGGAGGACCUCUUCAGCCACAUCCAACCACUCUCGUUCUUUCUUCUCUCGGGAGCUGAAGGAGAUCAGCAGCACAUCUCAGACCCUCCUUUACCUGCCAGAACUCAGUGAAAACAGUCUGGGAGGCAGGAAUUUGCUUCCAGGUGUGCCUAGCAUGGGCCAGGCCCAAGAAGAAACCACCUCACUGAGAACUUUGCGCGUAUCAGAGACUUCGGACUCCUCGCAGGGCCACGACUCGGAGACUGUCUUACUGGUAGAUGAGGUCAGUGGGAGGAACAGGGAUGGGUCUGCCCCUAAGGGGAGCUCACUGCAAGUCACAUUCCCCAGUGAAACACGGAACUUAUCUGAAAAGUGUAUAUAGUAGUCAAGGAAAAGAUAUACUGCACUGUUUCUGGAACUCUAUAAAAUCCUGUGCAAUAGACACGAAGUGAAGCAGUUAGCUGUGCUCAGAAGUGCUACCUUCAUCUUAUGGCUCAUGUAGAGAACACAGGAGCUCCUGAGCAUUUUUCAGACACUCAGGUUAUCUCACGUUGAGUCCUGAGGUCUAAGCACUUUGGAUGACACCCUGCUGUAACACAGGGUUACAGUCAUGACUUGAUGGGUGGGAAAAGCCACUUUUGGUUUCUCUCCUGGAUAGGAAAAUGGCAGGAGCAUGCUAUUUUCAUGACAUCGAAAGCUGUGUAUCUGGCAUCCCAAAGAGGCCCAGAUACAGUAGUCUCUGAGGGCUACCUUAUGGCGAGCUAAGUGUCUCACUGAAGCAUGAAAUGUGAAUUUUUAUUGUUGUAAAUAUUUAAGAUAUUUAAAGUAUUUUCUUCUCUGUGAGAAGGUUUAUUGUUAAUACAAGGUAUAAUAAAGUUAUGGUAACUCCUCUUCUCCCAGUGUAAA
Molecule: messenger RNA, 2043 nt
Organism: Cavia porcellus (domestic guinea pig)
Lineage: Eukaryota; Metazoa; Chordata; Mammalia; Rodentia; Caviidae
Gene: Ptger4
Product: prostaglandin E receptor 4
Exons: 3
Coding region: 56-1519 (487 amino acids)
Biological process (GO): positive regulation of cytosolic calcium ion concentration; negative regulation of inflammatory response; adenylate cyclase-activating G protein-coupled receptor signaling pathway
Cellular component (GO): plasma membrane
Molecular function (GO): prostaglandin E receptor activity
Source: RefSeq, marked provisional